Molecule: messenger RNA, 2932 nt
Organism: Drosophila ananassae
Lineage: Eukaryota; Metazoa; Arthropoda; Insecta; Diptera; Drosophilidae
Product: protein Cep78 homolog
Exons: 9
Coding region: 177-2633 (818 amino acids)
Cellular component (GO): centrosome
Source: RefSeq, a predicted model, not a curated record
UCCUUUAGACGCAGUACAAUCUCGGACUGCCCAUCGAUUGCGAACCGCGGCGGGCGAUUGGAGGAGACAAACCCCACAAGUGUGAAAUUGUUCAUGUAUAUUUCGUAACCCUUUUAAACAUAGGGAGACUUUGUGAAAAAAAAAUUUUGAUUUUAUCUGCAACUGGCACCCGGAGUAUGUCCCUAGGUAGAGUCAUGGCGAUGAGAAAGGGAAGCACCGGCGACCUGUCGCGCAAGCCCAACGGCGUGGUGGUCAACCUACCGCCCGUGGUCAAGAAGUCUAGCAAGAGUCGCUCUUUCCACUUUCGCUACAUGGAACUCUGCCGAGCCAAGAAUUUGACGCCAGUUCCGGAGAUCCGGAGCAAAUCCAAUGCAACCACUUUCCUUGAGCUCUGCGGCGACAAGUUGGCAGUCAGCGACUGGCUGCUGCUGACCGAGGCGCUGCACUACGACCUGGUGCUCCAGCAACUGACGGUGCGCCUGCGACGCACCUAUCCCCAGACUAACAUUGACUCCAUUGACACCGAGAAACGAGCUCGGCUCUUCCGCCAGCGCCCCGUGAUAUACACAAGAUUUAUUUUUAACAGCUUAGUUCAAGCCAUUGCGAGCUGCGUUUCCAGCAACAAGAACUUGAGUGUCCUGAAGCUGGAGGGGCUGCCACUGCAGGACGGCUAUAUCGACACUAUAGCCAAGUCUUUGGCCGACAACGAGUGUCUGGAGACUGUGAGCUUCCGCAAGUCCAAUAUCGGCGAUCGAGGAUGCGAGGUGGUCUGCAACACGGCCAAGUAUCUGAACCGCAUCGAGACCUUUGAUCUUUCCGAGUGCGGUUUGACCUCGAAGGGAGCUGAGCACGUGGCCGAUAUGAUCAAGAUGCAAAAGAUUACACGCUUUACCGAAGGAUGGGAAAAGUCCCUGCGCUACCGUAGCGUGGAUGUUAACACUAUAGCCGGGUUGCGUGUGAUCCUGUUGGCCAAUAAUCCGGAGAUGGGAGACGACGGCGUUCGCCUGAUUUCCGAAGUCUUAAAGGAGGAUGCCUGGAUUAAAACUGUUGACAUGGAGAACUGCGGCCUCACGGACAUCGGAGCCAACCUGAUCCUAGACUGCCUGGAGCUGAACACGGCCAUUAUGGAGUUCAAUACGCGCAACAACGAGGGAAUCAGCAAGUUUUUGCAGCGCAGCAUCCGGGACCAUUUCGGAGAGCCCGCCGAGGAGAAGCAGGAGCCGGAAUUCGACCUCAGCUUUGCGAAUGGGCUGCAGAGCUUACCCAAGAACAAGAAGGUUACGCUGUCCCAAUUGCUGAGCCACACCAAGGCCCUCGAGGAGCAGCUAUCCUUCGAGCGAACUCUGCGCAAGAAGGCGGAGAAACUGAACGAGAAGCUUCUGCAUUCGCUGAUGACCUCCUCCGACGCUGGCAAUAUGUCGCAGGAGAAGAACUCGGAUAGCGGAUCCCUACAGCAGCAGAGCAACUACGGAGCCAGGAACGAAGAGGUCGUCAAGGAUUCCCAGAGCUACCGCCAGACGCACUUCAACAGGCUAGUCAACAGCACCGUCACUAGUCCGGAGAACACGCCUCGCAGUGAAAUGGCCACGCUGCGCAAGGAGCAGCAACUGCAACAGAUGCAGCAACAGCAAUUGCAACUGCAAUUGCAGCAGCAGCAACAAAUGCAGCAACAUCAGUUGCAGCUGCAGCAACAGCAAUCCCAUCACCUACAGAUGCAGACUUCGCCAAUGGAGCAGCCACUGAGAACACUGCGGGAAGAAGAUGAGGAAACCGAACAACUGGAAGGCAGCCACUCCGAGCUGGACCAGUUGCCCGAAAUGCAACAACGCAAGCCGCUGAAGGUGCGCAAGGUGCGCAGUGAGAUGAAGUAUGUGGAGGCCAAUCUAAAGGAUCAAGCCAAGAACCGCGAAUCCAAGUCGGACCACGAGUUCGCCAACGAGCGUGAUUUCAAGCUUAAUCCUGCUUUGAAGUUCGAAACAGACAUUGGUGACAGUGUGAAGGUUAAUCCCGGCAAGCGUUACGAUGGCGCGGGCAACCCUGAUUACCCCGGGUACAACUACGAACAGGACCAUCAGCCGGUAAAACGAGAUCGGGGCUACGAGAACGGCUACGUGGGUGAUGUCUGCCGGAAACCCAUGAGCUUAGGUGAGGCUUUGAAGCGUAGCGGCGCAGGAGGGGGAUCCGGGGACGGUCAUGUGGCCCAGUAUGUUAGCAGCCUGGAGCGCAAAGCGAGCAAUAGCGGCAAUAAAUCGGGAAGACAGCGCCACAAAGCCAAGCAAGAGGAGCUCCACGUGGAAUCGUAUAUGGGCAGCUACGACGAGUUUUCUUCCACGGACGAGACCACGGUGGACAACUCAGACUCUGAGGCGGAAAAUACAGAGUCCACGUUGCGUGGCAGUGGGCGGGGGGCAAGCAACUAUUCCUCCAUGCAGGUAUUUAUGAGGCGCAAGCAUUCCGAGUCUAUGUCCAUGGAGGAAAACUGCGCCGACGAAGACGAUGAAGCCCCUGAGGAUCAAGGAGACGGAGGCGACGGCGAUGGCGGGGGUGGAGGUGAUACUGGGGGCGAAAAGCUCCUUUCGCCGCGGGAAGUCUACCUGGCAUUGCAGCGCAAGAAGCGGGAGCAGAGCUCGUAGUUUUCUAGUUCCUCAGAAAUUGCAACUAAGCAGCCAAUUUUCAUUCGCAGCAGCAGGAGGAGCAGCAACACCUCUGCCCAACAUCAACACCGAAAACUCCAACAGUGCAAACGAACGUUCCAUAGGGUCACCCCCACUUGGAGAGCUAAAUUUCAAGUUGUACUCUCAGGAAGUACUCGCGGGGAAACUCUUUGCAAGUGCUCUGCUACCUUCUGCGAUUUUAAAAGCUGCCCAAAAUGUAAAAAAAUAUAUAUUGAGCAUUGUAUUACCAUUAAAGAUUUCAUCAUUAUUGUGCUCUA